Melitaea cinxia (Glanville fritillary) is the source of this 2917-nucleotide messenger RNA. Its product is annotated as WD repeat-containing protein 3. Gene Ontology annotation, biological process: maturation of SSU-rRNA. The transcript has 17 exons. Bases 131 to 2881 code for a protein of 916 amino acids. NCBI's taxonomy places the organism in Eukaryota, Metazoa, Arthropoda, Insecta, Lepidoptera, Nymphalidae. Gene Ontology annotation, cellular component: small-subunit processome; Pwp2p-containing subcomplex of 90S preribosome. The record is from RefSeq and is a predicted model, not a curated record. Gene Ontology annotation, molecular function: snoRNA binding; protein binding.
CAACUAUGGAAUGUCAGAGAAACAAAACAACGUUGAAACAACGUGAUAUUUAGAUAUUAUUACACAUUUUUUGGUUAUCUAAAAGCUUUUGCAAAGAGUUAAUUUUUUGCUGUUAAAAUAUUUAUUAAAAAUGGGUCUUACCAAGCAAUACUUACGCUAUGUUCCUAGUGGUACUUUUAAUGUUAUAGCAAGUCCUGAUUGUAAUAGUGCUCAUGUUACUUUAAAUGGAAUAAGUGGAAGAUAUAUUGCUGUUGGUGCAUGUGAACAUGUUAUUAUUUGGGACAUGAGAUUAGGAGAAAAGGCGCAAGUAAUACCGGGAGAAAAUGUAAUGGUGUCCCAGAUAGCUGCUAGUCCAACCGGCAACCACGUGGCAGUAGGAUAUGUCGAUGGAAAUAUAAAUGUGUUUGAGUUAAUAAACAAUGAAAUUGUUUGUGUUUUCGCGGGACACAAGUCUGCCGUUACUUGUUUGCAAUAUGACGAGCAAGGACAUAGGAUUGUAUCAGGUUCAAAGGACACUGAAGUUAUUCUAUGGGAUGUGGUAUCAGAGACUGGCAAAGCACGAUUCAGUGGACACAAGGGUGUGAUUACAAGUGUUCUUUUUAUCAACGGAAGAAAUUGUAUUAUAAGUUCUUCCAAAGAUACUUUUAUAAAAUUUUGGGAUAUUGAAACUAAGCAUUGUUUCAAGACUCUUGGUGGACAUCAAAUGGAGGUGUGGUCAGCAGUACUUCUGAAAGAAGAGAGAUAUUUGGUAACAGGCAGUAUGGACCAAGAGUUAAGAGUGUGGAAACUAAACUGGACAGAAAAAGUAAAAGAAGAAGAUAAAAUAACACAACAGCUUGAAAUUGUUAAACUCGAAGAUGCAGAUAAUACUGAAGACACCUCAGUCCUACAAUGUCAUCAAGUUGGUACUCUAGUCCGGGGUGGAAAAGGCAGAGUAGUAGAUCUAGUGACUGACCCCGGACAGAGCGUACUAGCGUGUUUUGGAGUCGAUUCACUCUUAGAAUUGUUUGCAUUUUGCUCAGACGAGGAAGCCAAAGUGAGGAUGAAUAAAAGAAUUAAAAAGCAAAGGAAAAAAUUGAAUAAACAGAAAGAAAGCGGUGAAAUUGAUCCCGAAGCAGUAGAUGUGUCAGAAAUCCUCACUUUAUCUGACGAAGUGCGUCGACUAAGCUCUGUAAAACUGUCUGCCAAGAUAAAAUCAUCCUGCCUUUUGCUGGGGACCACGGGCGAGCUACGUGUGGGUGUCACCUUGGCCACCAACACCGUCGAGCUGCAUAGUUUGAAUAUAGCAGAAGGAAAUGAAGUUAGGUGCUUGAAGCAGAUAACUCAACCUGGCCAUCAAAGGGAGCCGCGUUGUGUCGCUAUAAGUUCUGACAACUUGGCCAUACUCUCCGCCUCUGCUGACUCCAUCAAAAUUUGGAAUAGGUCGAGCCAGGCGUGCCUGCACACGCUGGGCGCGGCCGGCUCGCGGCCCGCGUGCGCCGCGUUCGCGCCCGGCGACCGGCACGCGCUGCUGGGCGCGGCGGACGGCCGCCUGCUGCUGCUGGACGCGCCCGCCGCGCGCCUGCUGGAGGCCGUGCCCGCGCACGCAGCCGCCGUGGCCGCCGUGGGCCUCACGCCCGACCUGCGUGGGUGUUACACCGGCGGAGCCGAUAAGACUGUUAAGUUCUGGCAGUUUGAACUUAUACCGGACACUACAAGUGAUUCUAAAGCCAAGGUGCUGUCGCUGCUGCACACGCGCACGCUGCAGCUGGACGAGGCGGUGACGGCGGCGCGCGUGAGCCCCGACAGCCGCUUCGUGGCCGUGGCGCUGCUGGACUCCACCGUGCGACUCUUCUUCCUCGACACCUUCAAGUUCUAUUUGUCGCUAUAUGGCCACAAGUUGCCAGUACAUUGCUUAGACUUCAGCUACGACUCCACAAUUAUAGCGACUGGGUCAGCCGACCGAAACGUCAAGAUCUGGGGCGUGGACUUCGGCGACUGCCACAAGUCGAUAUUCGCGCACAACGACUCGGUGACGGCGCUGCAGUUCGUGCCGGGCACGCACUACUUCUUCACCGCCUCCCGCGACGGACGCAUCAAGCAGUGGGACGCCGACACCUACGACAACAUCAUCACGUUUGAUGGGCACGCGGGCGGCUGCGCGGCGCUGGCGGUGGGGCCGGGCGGGCUGGCGGCCGUGUCGUGCGGCGCGGACGGCGCGCUGCGGCUGCUGGCGCGCUCCGCCGAGCCGCUGGUGCUGGGCGACCGCGACGAGCGGGACGAGGGGCUGGCCUCGGGCGAGCGGCGCGCGCCAGUUCCCGGUUUGCCAGGCCUCAACAUGCCGACUAAGAAAACCAUUGGCGCUGAAAAAGCUGCGGACGCGCUGGCGGAGUGCGUGUCGCUGUGCGAGGCGCACGCGGCGGCCGGGCCGGGCGCGCCGCCGCCCGCGCUCAUGGCGGCCUACGGCUGCGACACGCCCGAGGACUUCCUGCUCGAGACCGUGCGCAGGAUCCGCUCCAGCGAGCUGGAGGAGGCGCUGCUGCUGCUGCCGUUCGGCGCGGCGUGCUCGGUGGUGCGCCUGCUGCCGGCGCUGCUGGAGCGGCGCGCGCACGCCGAGCUGCUGUGCCGCCUCGCGCUGUUCCUGCUGCGCGUGCACCGCGCGCCGCUCGCGCACGCGCGCGCCCUGCGCAAGCACCUCAUACAGAUCCAGGCCAAGGCCACCGUGCGCCUCACCGAGCUGCGGGACAUGGUGGGUUUCAACCUACACGCAAUGCAGUGGUUGCAGCGCGACACGGAGGCGGCGCAGGGCGAGCAAUUGUUCCGCGAAGCGACGAGACAACAACGCGACAAACGCACACGCGGCCGACGUGCCAUCAAGCGACCCAUCGUCACGGUCACGUGACACCACUGAUGUAUCGCAAUAAAUAAUAUAUUUAUC